CGUCUAUCUACGCGAUACACGCGAACCCAAUUGCUCACGCUCAUUGAACGGCGUCAUGUCUUCCCAAGAACUACCUUCGCAGCAGCAGUCCGCACUAAUCUCUUCCGACGCGCCUCUCCCGAGCUCACCUACUCCCGCCAGCACAGGUCAGGCCCAAGCUCAGUCAAACAGUGCACUUCCCGCCACCUCGCAGGAGCCAAAGCCAAUCCAAGCACCAAGUUCUCGGGUCACGGCUCUGCAAGCCAGACAGGCCGCUCUUCAGAGCAAGCUAGCCGACCUCCAAGCUCAACGCACAGCUUACAUCGAGAAAGCCACUCUUCCUUCAGAUCUUGCCAUGCCGAAGGACUGGAAUGAGGAGCAACGUGCCAAGCAAGCUCUCGCUACUGCCAACGGAAUCAUCAAAGAACACAUUACGGCUCUUCACAGGUACAACGAGACCAAGGACAUUGGGUUGGGGCUCAUGGGCUUAGUGGCUGAGGGUAGAGGCGUGAGACAGAAGAUCGUGAUGGAGGAGUUUGGCAUUGGGGAGAAGGAUUGA
This is a messenger RNA of Cercospora beticola, 538 nucleotides long. RefSeq names its product Sae3p (gene SAE3). Lineage: Eukaryota; Fungi; Ascomycota; Dothideomycetes; Mycosphaerellales; Mycosphaerellaceae. Gene Ontology annotation, cellular component: Swi5-Swi2 complex; Swi5-Sfr1 complex. The record is from RefSeq and is a predicted model, not a curated record. Gene Ontology annotation, biological process: meiotic DNA recombinase assembly involved in reciprocal meiotic recombination; meiotic joint molecule formation; double-strand break repair via homologous recombination.